CUGCAAAAUCUAGCUAAAAUCUCAGGAAGAAUCGUACUGCAUUCACGGCACCAUGAGACAAGAAAUCUUCCAAUUGCCGUCCUUCCAUUUCUUCUUCACCCUAACCAACCGUAGAGAACAUGAGGAUCUCGCCAGGAAAUUUCACAGCGGCUUGCAUUACCAUGGUGGUAUUAGUUGCCAUGUCACUUUACCUGAUGAGCACAGUGGCAGAUGGGGUGGCGGCAAUUCUUACUACGAAUGGGAUUCAACAAGAAUUUGAGGAGUCAGAACGACCAAUGCCACAGCCAAUCAACAGCGUGCGUCAUCCAAUCCUCAAUGACUCAAAGACUAUACCCACCCUUAAGCAGCCACGUCUGGUAUUCCUGAAGACACACAAGACGGCAUCCUCCACCGUUACUUCGGUCCUGCAGCGGUAUGGCUACCUCAAAGAUCUCUCUUUCCUCAUGCCGAAAUGUGGACAUAUCCUUGACACGUAUCAUCACUUCGACCUGUCCAAAGUCCAAGGUCUCUCAUCCAAGUCUGCAAGAGAGAGGGAAACGUUGUUCAACUUCCUUACGAACCACGCCCGUUAUAGUCGCACGGAUAUGGAUGGAGUAUUCCAUGAGGCGAGGUACGUCACCAUAUUACGCGACCCUGUAACUCAAUUUGAAUCCAUGUUCUACUAUUUCGAAAUGUUUAAGUAUCUUCCAGCGGGAAAAACUCGUUAGGGGGGUUCUUUGAGGACCCUGAGAACAAUUUCAAAUUGAUGAGGAGAAAAAAUAUGCAGUUUACAGAGAAGCGGAUGCACAAUCAACAGCUUUUCGAUUUAGGAGUUGAUCUCAACGACAUGGAUGAUCCUUCGACCAUCGAUGGCAAGAUAGAUCGUCUCCAGGAUGAGCUUGAUCUCGUGAUGAUCACCGAGUAUUUCGAUGAGUCGAUGGUGCUUCUAAGUAAAUUGAUGCAUUGGAGUUUAGACGAUUUAAGAUAUAUAUCAAGAGGAGCGAGGCAACCAGGUUUUCGCGAACCACUGACCGACGACGUGCGCGCGCAGAUCCGGUCAUGGAAUUCUGCAGAUGUAAAGUUGUACGAGCGUUUCAAUAGAACGUUCUGGGGGAAGGUGAAGGGGUAUGGACCCAGCUUUGAGGAAGAUUUGAAAACGUUUCGAAAACUUCAACUUGAUUUAUCCGAUACAUGUCGUGAUGUGAGGAAGGAUGACGUAACAGAUCGACGCGUAGUGAAGCCAAGACUUAAGGAAGCGGCCCCUGAGUGGUGCUCAGUUUUCUUCAUGGAUGAUGUACAUUUUACAGCAAUUAUUCGCAAGAGAAUGAAAAUGAAAGGAUUACCCCUCUAUGAUACAUGUGACCAGCGUUAAGCCAAAACUCCCCAGGUCGGAAUUCCAGUUCAAACCAGUAGGCAACUGGUACCAGUUAAAACCAGUAAGUCAACUGGUACCAGUUGAAACCAGUAGAUUCAACUGGUUUUUUAUAUGGAAAUUGAAACAACGCUAACUGAGACCAGUUGAUUUACCAGUUGAAUUACCAGUUGAUUUACCAGUUCAAUUACCAGUUGAUUUACCAGUUGAUUUACCAG
Molecule: messenger RNA, 1569 nt
Organism: Strongylocentrotus purpuratus (purple sea urchin)
Lineage: Eukaryota; Metazoa; Echinodermata; Echinoidea; Camarodonta; Strongylocentrotidae
Product: galactosylceramide sulfotransferase-like
Exons: 2
Coding region: 120-707 (195 amino acids)
Biological process (GO): glycolipid biosynthetic process
Cellular component (GO): membrane
Molecular function (GO): galactosylceramide sulfotransferase activity
Source: RefSeq, a predicted model, not a curated record